AUGGAUUAUACUGUACGGAGAAACCUUUCUGGAUUACCUCACGACUAUUUACGCGUCUUCUCACCAGAUAAUAUCAGACUCACUCCUUAUUCUGUUCAACUCACAGUAGAAAUUGAUCAUGAUAUAUUGACUUCUGCUGCUUUUGGUACUCAACGCAACGAUAUAUUAUAUGGUACUUUUAGAGCAUCUAUGAAACCUCCUGUCGCUCCUGGAACUGUAUCUUCUUUUUAUUACUUUGAAAGUAAUAGUGCAGAAAUUGAUGUGGAAAUCCUUGGACGAUAUACUGACCCAAGACAAGCUUUUUUUGUUGUUCAUCCUCAAAUAUAUAAUCAAGAUGGUUCUGCUUCCAAUCUCACUCAUCAACGAAAAAAUCUACAAUCUGAUCCUACCUUAGAUUUCCAUGAAUAUCGAUUUGAUUGGUUACCUGGAUUAGUGGAUUAUUUUGUGGAUGGAAACUUAUCAGCAACAAUAAAUACCAAUGUUCCUUCGGUACCUGGUCGAAUCAUUGUGAAUCAUUGGAGUGAUGGAAAUCCAAAUUUUAGUGGUCUCCCAGAAGAAGGUCAAAAUAUCGUACUGGAUGUGGCCAAUUUGACAUUCUUUUUCAACUCUUCAAAUGAUAUCUUUGGACCUCCUUGUGAAUCUAGUAAAACUCCAUGCGAUGUAAAAGAUAUCAUGUCCCGAAAACUUUUACCAGGCUCAAGUGCGACAUCUCUUACUUCCUCCUCCUUACGUUCAUUAUUAUCAUUAUUAAUCAUACCUAUUGUAUUGGUUUCUUUUAUUAUGUCAUCGUAG
Molecule: messenger RNA, 792 nt
Organism: Halteromyces radiatus
Lineage: Eukaryota; Fungi; Mucoromycota; Mucoromycetes; Mucorales; Cunninghamellaceae
Product: concanavalin A-like lectin/glucanase domain-containing protein
Exons: 3
Coding region: 1-792 (263 amino acids)
Biological process (GO): carbohydrate metabolic process
Molecular function (GO): hydrolase activity, hydrolyzing O-glycosyl compounds
Source: RefSeq, a predicted model, not a curated record